CUUGUCCAUGAGGUAGAAACAGCCAUGCUAGAGAGUGAUACUCAGCUGGGGGUGUAUCUAGCCUACGAGACACAAGAGCUUUUAGACAUAUAUGUGUCUGUGCGAACAGCAACAAACACAGACUCAGCGACUUCUGCUGCUGCUGCCCUUUUGAGAUCACUAUCUUCAGAUGGAUAUCAGAUAGUAGUUGGCGGUAGUCAGUCAAAGCUGAUGUCAGACAUGUCAAUAGCAAAUAUCCAAGGGAAACUAAGUGGCUAUGGCGUGGAGGAACAACUGCCAACAGUAGCAGUUGUGGCUCACUAUGAUGCUUUUGGAGCUGCACCAGAGCUGUCUUGGGGAAGUGACAGCAAUGGCUCUGGGGUUGUAAUUCUUCUAGAGUUAGCGCGCAUUCUCUCCCGCCUGUACGCCUCACCUCGCACACAUCCUCGCCUUAACAUAGCCUUCCUACUCUCAGGAGGUGGCUACAUUAACUACCAGGGCUCAAAGAGAUUCCUAGAAGAUCACUUAGAUGCCUCUGAUUCACCUCUCCUCUCUGAAACCCACUACACUAUGUGUCUUGAUUCACUGGGUGCUGGAGACAACAUUAGGAUGCAUGUUUCCAAGAAACCAAAGGAUAACUCUCCAGCACAUAUUUUCUUCCAGGGUCUUGAAGAAAUUGGUACAAAAUCAGGUAUUAAGGUGGAAAUGGUCCACAGGAAAAUCAACCUCCAGGAAGAUACUCAGGCCUGGGAGCAUGAGAAGUACAGCAUGCGUAGACUGCCUGCUUUCACUGUUUCUAGGUUGCCACAUCCCAAAACUGGUGAACGGGGAAGCAUCCUGGACACGCCAGACAGUAUUGAUGUAGACGCCCUUACCCGCAACACAGCUGUGAUUGCAACUUCUCUUCUACAACACAUAUAUAACACAUCAGUGGAUGAAAUAUUUUCAGAGGGUUUGGAGGUUACCAGAGAGAGUGUGCAGUCAUGGUUAGACUUGAUGAGCUCCCAGCCAAGAUCUCCACAGCUGCUUUCAGGGAAGAAUAACCCACUAGUCUCUACCCUUCACCAAGUACUGUCCAGAUAUACCAAUGAAGCUCGUGUAACCUAUGUAAAGGCAGACAAGAGGGAUCCUGAGUGGGCUUUCUAUGAUGUAACGAAAACCACCAUGGCUGCCUAUGCCGUCAAGCCUGCUGCCUUCGAUUUCCUUCUUACCUUGGCCAUUCUAAGUUACUUGGGAGUGAUCUAUGUAUUCCUACAGUACUUCCCGAAGAUCUAUGUCAUGAUGGCCAGAAUCACCUCUCCUCGCAAAUCUAAGAUUCAUUAAUUAGGUUCUGUUGUAAAAUAUGUUGUUAAUGUCCUUAUGCAUUGACUUAAAUGCAAUCCAGUUGACUGUAUGUAUGUAUGUAUAUCUUAUGUUUAUCUGUGUUUGAUAUUUCUACAAAAUUUGUGUGAAAUUUAUGAGAGAUAUCUUCUUCCUCAAUUUAUACAUGAAAAUGUCUAAA
Messenger RNA from Penaeus vannamei (Pacific white shrimp), 1480 nucleotides. Lineage: Eukaryota; Metazoa; Arthropoda; Malacostraca; Decapoda; Penaeidae. The record is from RefSeq and is a predicted model, not a curated record.